UAAUGGCAAGCUCACCUACUGUUAGUUUUAGUGCUACGUGUACAUACAUUAAUUGCACUGAACCAAAGUUGCAAUGUUUUGUUUACAUUUGUUCUUUGGAUGGAUGAGCAUGUCAUAUUGUUCACUUUCUGUCGGUCUAUCUACGUUGUGUAGGGUUUGAACUUGAGAACCUAUUAUCUCUGACUUGAAGUUGAAAAGGCCAAUGAACUUGGCGAAUAGCGUCAGCAUACAAGUCUCCGCCCCGUACAUAUGGGUAUAAAAGGAAGAUGGUGUGCUCCAUUCAUUCACCUUUUGUUCUUCGGAACCUGCGAGGCUCUUUAAUGCCAAGCUACUUCGUCUCUGACUGGAAAAUUGCUGGACUUACUAUGCGUGCAGUGGAUUCAUCCCAUUUCGGCAGAAGCAGAGGUGUCUAAAAGAGCUUAUUUCUUUCUUUUCAAAACGGAUUCUCUUCCGACAUGUCUUGCCUCUGUGCUCGCAGAUGCGGCGGGCUCAUCCUAGACGGGUGCGUGAUGAGGAUGAGAUUUCCAUCGCAGCAUCGGAAGGCGACUUGCUGGUAUCGGACGCUUAAGACUCCCUGGAGCUCCCGAGUUCGGCCAGUCGAGCCCAGGACGAGGCUGACGCGCAGGUGUCAGCCAUGCUCACCCAGGCUGCCGUGAGCAUCGGGUUGCAACAACUUCCCCACAUCGCUCGCGGCUUGAUUCCCGGAGGUGCAUGAGGAGCUCACCAAGACCUGGAAUUCCCCCUUCUCGGUGUGUUAACCUUGCACAGAUGAGAGUUGCCUAGAAGGUAUGCUUUCUCGAAGCGCCCAUCGUGCAAGGUGGGCUGUUUGAAGAAGCAGACAGAGACCAUUAAUCCUCGCCGCGACCCGGCCGCCUUCAGGUUGUCGAGGUCCUGGCCAUUCUGCCAACCACAGAACCUCCCCUCACGAGGAUGAUGAUGCAGAUCGCUCCCCUAACCCUCUGUCACUGUGUCUGGGGGUGUGGUUACAGCUCCCCAGCUCGUCGCGUUGACUAGUGAGGAUGAACCGUCUAAGCUACGCAAUCCAGUUCGCCAGGUGCCCGCCCAGGUUUCGGGGCAUUCUGUUUACCUAUGAGAAUGCUCUCAUGCUUUAGGCCAAGGUCACCAACCUUCUGGCAAAAGGUGUGCCUGUCCCUCAAGCCGAGAUGUCUUCGGGGUUUACAGCCUCUACUUUAUCGUACCCAAGUAAGGUGGGGGGCUGCGCCCCAUCCUUCACACUCUGAACAAGGCCCUUCAGGCUCCCGUUCAGAAUGUUGACGCAGAAGCGCAUCCUGGCGUCCGCCCGACAUCAGGAUUGGUUCGUGGUUAUCGAUCUGAAGGACGCAUACUUUCAUGUCUCCAUUAUCCCUCGUCACAGACCGUUCCUUUGGUUUGCCCGCGAGGAUCGAGCAUAACAGUACAAAGUCCUGCCCUUCGGUCUGACCCUGUCUCCCCGUGUCUUUACCAAGGUCGCGGAGGCUGCUCUUGCUCCCCUCAGGGAGCAGGGUGUGCGUAUUAUCAACUGUCUAGGCGACUGGCUCAUCGUGACGCACUCACAAGAUCUGUUGUGUACACACAGGGACCACGUGCUCUGGCACCGACUGGGCCUGCGGGUCAACUGGGACAAGAGCAAGCUCUCUCCGGUGCAGAGCAUCUAUUAUCUCGGUAUGGAACUAGACUCUGUCACCAUGUUGGCGCGCCUUACCAACGAGCGCGCCCAGUCAAUGCUGCACUGCCUGACACUCUUCAGGUGGCAAUCAGCGGUCCCACUGAACUUUUUCAGAGGCUCCUGGGGCAUAUGGCAUCCUCGACAGCAGUCGUGCCACUCAGGUUGAUGCAUAUGAGACCGCUUCAGCAUUGGCUUCAGAGUCGCAUUCCCUGGAGAGCGUGGCACACCGGCACGAGGCGUAUCUUCACGCCUCACUGCCGUUGCACCCUAUCCCUUUGGACAGAUAUGUCCUUUUUCCGGGCUGGAGUCCUGAUCGGGGCAGGUCUCGAGCUGCGUUGUCCUGACGACAGACGCUUCCCUGCUCAGUUGGGGUGCUGUGUGCAACAGCAUGCAGUGUUGGGUCGUUAGACGGGCCCAACCUGCAGUGGCAUAUCAACUGCCUAGAGUUGCUUGCCGCUUUGCUUGCUCUGAAGAGGUUCAUUCCCCUCAUUAAGGGCAAGCACGUGCUGUUCCGCUUGCUCAUGAGCACGAUCACUCAGGCCAGAGCUCCAGCCACUAGGCAACUGUAUGCCUACAAGUGGCACCUCGUCUCGUCCUGUUGUGCGAUUGGUGUCGUGCUGUCCUUCCUCCAGGUUAGGUUAGAGAGCAAUCUCUACCCCUCUACGCUCAAGGUGUGUGUCGCCGCCAUCGCUGCACAUCACACGCUUGUGGCCGGUAAGUCUCUUGAACAGCAUGACCUGGUCAUCAAAUUCCUGAGGGGCGCGACGCUCCGUACCCUCUUGGGACCUUUUGAGCCCCAAGGAGAAGCCUCUCUACCUCAUCUAACGAUGAAGACAGUUCUACUAGUGGCGCUCGCCUCCAUCAAGAGAGUAGGGGAUCUGCACGCACUCUCUGUGUCCAACGAGUGCCUAGAGUUCGGGCCGGGCCACUCCCUUGUGGUUCUGGGACCCCAGCCUGGCUACGUGCCCAAAGUUCCCACCACUCCCUUCAGGGACCAGGUGGUGAACUUGCAGGGGCUCCCCCCUGAGGAGGAAGACCCAACCCUGCCGUGUUGUGUCCAGUACGCGCCCUGCUUCUCUACUCGGACCGCACGCAGAGCUUCAGAAGCUCUGAGCAGCUGUUUGUUUGUUUUGGAGGACAACAGAAGGGGAGAGCUGUCUCCAAACAGAGAUUGGCGCACUGGAUCAUGGACGCCAUCAUGACAUACUGGUCCCAAGAUCUCCCGUGCCCUCUGGCAGUGAGAGCUCACUCUAGCCGGGGUGUAGCCUCCUCGUGGGCACUGGGCUCAGGGCGCCUCUCUGGCAGAUAUCUGCAGAACUGCAGGUUGGGCUAUGCCCAACACUUGUAGAUUCCACAACCUUCAUGUAGAGCCAGUGUCUGCCCACGUCUUGCAGUAAGAACGGCGGCCGGCUGGGUGUACGCCUGCGAAUCGCCUUCUGCCCUUCAGCAGGUAAAACAGUGCGUUAUUCCAGCUUCCCUACUUCCCCCAUCGGGCGAAGUACAAGCAUCCCAUCCAUCACUAAGCACCUCCCUGGUUUACGAGCCGGGCGGAGAGGCCCUUAUUCCAAGCCCAGUAUAGGUAGAGUUUCCCUGAACCCCUAUUCCUGAUCUAGUGCUCCACACAUAGUGACCCCCCCCUUGGGUUGUCCUGUCUGACAUUUCCUCACUCUUGGUUCCCUGCUGGUGAACCUGUGACCUCCCCUCGGUGGACUCCACCGCUUCUGUGCACCCCUGGUUGGGUCCCCGCACUACUACUCCCAUGAGAUCUCCCCACUGGUGAGUACGUAGCGUCCCCCCCUCAGGCAAGGGGGUAGUGCUUCCCAGUGUUCCUUACGGUGCUGGGCGGCUGUCUCGUCUCUAGAGUAGGAAGGCCACCGGCUGUUGGUAAGCCUCUCGUCUUUGACUUACUCAAACUGAUGCUUUACUACACCACUGGAGGGUUACACUUCACGGUAACGCUCACUUGUGACUUGCCCAGGCCAGUCAGUGCCGAGACGUUUUAUUGCACUUAUGCUUUUUGUUGUCCUUAUGUUAUUCCAAUUGCUUCCAUUGUUUAUUUCAUUUGUAUGUUGCUUUGGAUAAAAGCAUCUGCUAAAUGACUAAAUGUAAAUGUAAAGUUCAAACCCCAUUCUGUCUCGACACAAUGUCAGGGAACAGGUUACAGAUGUCAGGGAACAGGUUACAGACGUAACCAAGAUGUUUCAUUUUGAUAUGAAAGUAAAUCUCUUUGUUCUAAAACUUAGUGAGCUAUCUACAUUUUGAACGCUGUCAAGAAUCAUGCUCAGUUUUUCCAUGAGGACUUUCAUAAAUUAGUCAGCAUGAUCAAACUGCCCACAUAGAUUAUGUUAUCCAAUAGCAGCAUUGCACUUAACAGAAAAGGUAAUCCCAAAAUACUUUUCUGUUCAAGAUGGUAGACCUUUGAAAGAAUGUCAGUAUAUAGACUACAGUGUGUUGUAAAUAUUACAAUUUGUAUAAAUUAAACUGAGACUACCAAUUAAAUAGUUUAUUUAUUUAUUUGUAAUUAUCUAUGUGUUUUGUGUAUUUCUAGGAUUGAAGUAACAAAAUAACUUUUCAGCUUUUGAGUCUCAUUACUCCAUAUAAUGUAUAAGCGGUGCUAUUUACAUACAUUGCAUUAUAUCUCAUGUGAAAAGCAAUUUUUCUAUCCACACUAAACAACAAAAUACAUGACAAUCAAAGAAAGAACAUACAUUGAUUCUUAAUAGAAAGUUAUUUGGUGUGAAAUUUUGAAAGAGAUCUGUUGAUAGGGCUACACAACACAGCAACAAUUUAACUAACUGACCGACAAAAUAACAAAAUCUUCUAAUAGGGUAGUCAAUUAGUCAAUCAUAUUCUCAAUCUAAAAACACGUUUUGUCCCAAAUC
Triplophysa rosa is the source of this 4548-nucleotide messenger RNA. RefSeq lists its product as uncharacterized. NCBI's taxonomy places the organism in Eukaryota, Metazoa, Chordata, Actinopteri, Cypriniformes, Nemacheilidae. The coding region runs from base 2188 to 2868 and encodes 226 amino acids. The transcript is spliced from 2 exons. The record is from RefSeq and is a predicted model, not a curated record.